Acromyrmex echinatior (Panamanian leafcutter ant) is the source of this 861-nucleotide messenger RNA. It is a transcript of the gene awd, whose product is annotated as nucleoside diphosphate kinase. Gene Ontology annotation, biological process: CTP biosynthetic process; GTP biosynthetic process; UTP biosynthetic process. Gene Ontology annotation, molecular function: nucleoside diphosphate kinase activity. NCBI's taxonomy places the organism in Eukaryota, Metazoa, Arthropoda, Insecta, Hymenoptera, Formicidae. The record is from RefSeq and is a predicted model, not a curated record.
GAGAUGAUAAAUCGAUAUUUGGUUCAUAUAAUCGUACUACGUGUAGAGUAAGCCUACUGUAUCUAUCUAGUAUACUGUGGCCAGGGCAAUCACUUGUUCCGUGAACCCUGAACCGGAACCCGGAAAACAGCCUUUGCAGUUUGCGACACGUUGGUAUCGCAUGUUCUUAUGUUCUGUCUUGAUUUUACUACUGGUUAUCUGUAAAUUAAUUAUGGAAAACAAGGAGCGUACUUUUAUCAUGGUUAAACCAGACGGUGUGCAGCGUGGUCUUGUCGGCAAGAUUAUUCAACGAUUUGAGCAGAAGGGUUUCAAAUUAGUGACUAUAAAGAUGUUAUGGCCUUCUGAAGAUCUCUUGAAGAAACAUUAUGCAGAUCUGGCAUCAAGACCCUUCUUCCCAGGUUUGGUCACAUAUAUGAGCUCAGGACCAGUUGUGCCAAUGGUCUGGGAAGGCUUGAAUGUUGUAAAGACUGGUCGUGUAAUGUUGGGUGAGACAAAUCCUAAGGAUUCUGCACCAGGUACAAUUCGUGGUGAUUUUUGCGUACAAGUCGGACGCAAUAUUAUUCAUGGUUCUGAUUCUGUUGAGUCUGCCAAAAAGGAAAUUGAGCUCUGGUUUGGCGAGAAAGAAGUGAUUGACUGGACGCACGCAUCUAAAGAAUGGAUUUACGAAUAAGAAUUUCGUUUUUUUUUUUUGACGGAAACAUUUUCUCAGAGGUUUUUCUAUAGUAUCUCUACAAGCAUUUUCUUGAAGAGAAUCUGCUGAAGUCUACUGUUAGUAUGUAAACGGACUGAACUUUUUAGCAAGGCUGAGAUUCGAGAAAAACAUUUGAUAUUUGUGAGUAAAUAAAAAAUUGCUAAAUUUUA